AUGCUGCCAUCUCGAGCUGCACUCGGUCGGGUACCGGGGGCCGCCCUUUCAUUACGGCCCCGAAGCCAUCAUGGCCUGCGCCAACCGUUUCGUCCCUUCACGCACAACUCCCGUCUUUCUCUCGUCUCCACGCCGUACAGUCGUCCUCAGCUACCUUUUCUCUCCCCCGUGACGGGCACACGCCCUCAGCCGCCCAUUUCGAUUCACCUCCGACAGCAUUUUGCCCGGUUGAUCUCGACCGAGAGCCGGAACUACUACCGCCGACGGAUUUCCCGUGGUCUUCGAAUCGGUCUGUCGUUCUACGCGAUCCUGGUCAUGUUCCAAAUCAUGAAGCUCGGCGUGCACCAGGAACAACUCGAGCAUCAAUGGCCCACACCGCCAGAGUGGUCGUGGAAAAGCCGCUGGUGUCUCCGGUCGGCUGAGGCGCAGCAGCAUCCCGAGCAGAUCGGCCAGCUGUUGGCCAGUUGGCCGAUGGUUGCGGCAUACGUGCGCGAGCUGAUCGAGCGGUUGGAGGAUCCCGAGAUCGAAGGACAAGGAAUUGUCGAGCAGAGCGAUGGCGGGUUUCUGGUUGAGGGAGUGGGGAAGACCGGAUUCGACAUCACCGCCAAGAGUGAGCCGUGGAGGAGAGGGUAUCACCAGGCCCUGAUGGGCGCUGCUAGGGCCGCGGAGAAUCUCGACGGCUGGAUGACGGAUCGCAAGCGACGCAUCUCCGCGCCGGCGGAGUACGUCGUUGGGCCAUCGAACCCUCGUCCGAAGCCCAUGCCGUUGGGUCAGAAGACCACGCUGCACGAGGAGGAUUGUGAACCGGCCACCGCCGGCCCGGAGACCUUUUACAUGAAGAUUCUGACGACGCGGGGCUUCGACACGAGGCAAAAGCUCGACGCCGCGCUCGCCUACGCCGAGUGGCUCAAUUACAAGGGUCUCCAGGAUACCGCCAGCGACAUGUACAGCUGGGCCAUGGACAUCGCGACCUCCGCGUCCCCCGUCGAGGCCUCGAAGGUCGUGGACCUGAAGACGGGCGUGCUCAAGAAUGACGGCAAGCACCUGCCCUCUGAAAACAUCCUGCGCGUCUCCACGGCCCUCGCGGUCCAUCACGCCCGCCAGAGGAACCUCCCCGUCGCCCUCUCCCUCUUCACCUCCGUCCUCCGCGCGCGUCGUGCCCUCCCCGAGCCCGAACCGGGCACCGUCUUCCCCACCACCCCCUCCAUACCUAAAUCCGCGGACCCCUUCCGCGCCCUGUUCAACGCCCUCAAAACCGUCCUCAUCCCCGUCGAAUACCCCGCGGCUCUUCCCUCCGGCGACGAACCCCCCGUCCGAGCCCCCACCGCCCCCUGCGACGAAGCCGGCCUGAUGACCUACAUCGGCGAGAUCCUCUUCGCCUCCUCCUCACCGGAAACCGGCCUCGCCUGGACCCGCGACGCCGUCGACAUGGCCGAAUCCACGAUCUACGACCUCGGCGGUCCGCAAUCCCUCGACGCCCAGCGCUGCACCGAGUGCCUGCGCGUCGGCCUCGACAACUGGAAAACAAUGGUGUCGCAUCUCCUAGCGCAGGCGAAGAAGGACGAAACUGACAGUCUCCAGAACGCCGAGAAGGCGUGGUUCGGCGGCCAGAAACGCGCGCAGGCUAAGACUCUAGAACGGAAGCGCUGGGACGCGGAGAAGCUGAUCCUCGAUGAUCGGAUUAAUCGACUCUGGCCGGCCCUAGACGGGGAGUCUGGUUUGGGCUCUAUGGCGCCGAAUGCUUCGUUGUUUGCUUGA
Molecule: messenger RNA, 1758 nt
Organism: Aspergillus melleus
Lineage: Eukaryota; Fungi; Ascomycota; Eurotiomycetes; Eurotiales; Aspergillaceae
Exons: 1
Coding region: 1-1758 (585 amino acids)
Source: RefSeq, a predicted model, not a curated record